Amphiprion ocellaris (clown anemonefish) is the source of this 5670-nucleotide messenger RNA. Its product is annotated as mitogen-activated protein kinase-binding protein 1-like. The transcript is spliced from 33 exons. The record is from RefSeq and is a predicted model, not a curated record. The coding region runs from base 223 to 4827 and encodes 1534 amino acids. NCBI's taxonomy places the organism in Eukaryota, Metazoa, Chordata, Actinopteri, Pomacentridae. Gene Ontology annotation, molecular function: protein binding.
UGAGGCUGCAGGAGGAGCUGGAUGAGGGAGUGAAGUUCCAGGAGGCUGCUGCAGAAGAAGAAGAAGAAGAAACAGUAGACCCACUCAGGAGAUUAGUGUCCACAUGUCCAGGUUGCAGCAGAAGCGCUGUCCCUCUGCGUAAAGCUGUGCGUAAAAGCUGUGCGUAAAGCUCGGCCGGUUGGACACAGUGGGAGCUCAGCGGUCCUGACGGCUGCAGAGAAAAUGCCGGGAGAUGGAUUCACAAUUAAACGUCGAAUUAGGAACUUGCUACGUUCUCCUUCGACCAAGAUCAAGAAGAACAGCCGAGAAAAUCUCAGCAGCAAGGUGACUCUGGAGAAGGUUUUGGGCAUCACCACCUCAGGAAACAGCAGUCUGGCCUGCGAUCCCAGAUCUGGACUGGUGGCCUACGCUGCAGGGUGUGUGGUAGUUUUGCUGAACCCCAGAAAGAACAGGCAGCAUCACAUCAUCAACACUUCAAGAAAAACCAUCACAGCUCUGUCAUUCUCCCCUGAUGGAAAAUACCUGGUGACAGGAGAGAGCGGUCACCUUCCAGCGGUGAGACUCUGGGAUGUUGCAGAGCGACGGCAGGUGGCCGAGCUCCAGAAACACAAAUAUGGCAUCUCCUGUGUGGCGUUUUCCCCCAGCGGCAAAUAUAUCGUCAGCGUGGGAAACCAGCACGACAUGAUGGUCAACGUCUGGGCCUGGAAGAAAGACGUAGUUGUUGCUGCUAACAAGGUGUCCAGUAAGGUGACUGGAGUAUCUUUCUCUGAGGACAGUUCCUACUUUGUAACUGUGGGGAACCGACAUGUCAAGUUCUGGUAUCUGGAGCACUGCAAGGCAAACAAGUCCAGCGCUCCUGUACCUCUGCUGGGUCGCUCAGGGCUCAUCGGAGAACUCAGGAACAACUUCUUCUGCGAUGUCGCCUGUGGACGAGGAUCUAAAUGUGACUCCACCUUCUGCAUCACCUCCUCCGGCCUGCUGUGUGAAUUCAACAGCAAGAGGAUGCUGGACAAGUGGGUGGACCUGCAGACGGGUGUGGCCCAGUCGCUGUCUCUGUCUGAGGAAAUGAUCUUCUGUGGUUGUGCUGAUGGGACAGUUAGAGCAUUCAGACCUGCCGACCUCAGCUUCAUCUGCACGCUGCCUCGACCUCAUCCUCUCGGCUCUGACGUAUCAGCCGUCACUGAAGCCAGCCAUCUAUUUAACUCCAAGACGGACGUCCGUUACCCCGAUGCCGUCGCCGUGACUUUCGACCCCGCCGGCUGCCGCCUCAGCUGUGUCUAUAAUGACCACAGUCUGUAUGUUUGGGAUGUGAGGGAUGUUCAGCGCAUUGGGAAGCUGCACUCUGCCCUCUUUCAUGCUUCCUGUGUCUGGGAUCUGGAGAUGUUUCCAGAUGUUCCAGGAGAGCUGGCUGGUCUGUCGUCAGGUUCUUUCCUCACCUGCUCGGCUGAUAACACCAUCAGACUGUGGCGGACGUCGGACGGGACACAAACUCAAUCUCAGAACAUCCUCAGCAGCGAUCUCUUGAAAAUCAUCUACGUAGACGGAAACACCGGAGCCCUGCUGGAUCCAGACUGUGCACCGAACGUGAAUGCAGACAAAUCGGCUGAUGGGCAGACAGCAGAAAUCAGAACCGGCAUCAGAACCAUCUGUGUCAGUCCGGACGGCAAACACCUGGCAUCUGGAGAUCGCCACGGGAUGCUCAGGGUUCAUGACCUCAGCAGCACGGAGGAGAUCCUGAAGGUUGACGCCCAUGAUGCUGAGAUCCUCUGUCUUGAAUACAGUAAACCAGAAACAGGUCUGAAGCUGUUGGCCACAGCGAGCAGAGACCGUCUGAUCCACGUCUUGGAUGCGGACGACGACUACAGUCUGGUGCAAACGCUCGACGAACACUCUUCAUCCAUAACAGCCGUCCGAUUUGCUGCCAAUGACAACAAAGUGAGGAUGAUCAGCUGUGGAGCCGACAAGAGCAUCUACUUCCACACGGCACACAAGACUGAGAGAGGAACAGAGUUCAGGCGUUCUCACCACCUGGUGAGGAAGACGACACUUUAUGACAUGUGUGUCGACGCCACCUGCAAGUAUGCCGCUGUUGGCUGUCAGGAUCGAUGCAUCAGGAUUUUCAACAUCAGCAGCGGCAAACAGAAAAAACUCUACAAAGGAUCUCUGAGUGAAGACGGGAGUCUGCUCAAGGUUCAGAUCGAUCCUUCGGGUCAAUAUGUGGCCACCAGCUGCUCUGAUAAAAACAUCAGCAUCUUUGACUUCUGCACUGGGGAGUGUGUCGCCACCAUGUUCGGACACUCUGAAAUUGUCACUGGGAUGAAGUUUACAAACGACUGCAAGCAUCUGAUUUCUGUAUCAGGCGACAGCUGUAUCUUCGUGUGGCGACUGGCUCCAGAACUGACAAUCAGCAUGAGAGAGAGACUCUUCCAGCUGCAACAAAACCCAAACGCUCCACCUUUCAGGACCACCAGUCCCAGGAGGGAGGCGUACAGCGCUCCUGCUCUGGGCGGUUUGUCCUCGGACAGCGACCGCGAGCAGGAAGAGGAGGACCGAGGUGAUGACAACAAUGAUCCUGAAGACAACACGACCAGCACUUCCUCUGAUAGCAGCCAUGGAGAAGACGACACAGGGGGCUCAGAUGAAGGACAAGACUGGGAGCCAACAAAGCCUGGAUCCGUCAGUCAGGUCGUCCCUGACCCCUCUAAACGUCCUCGGAGGCGUUGGUCUCAUCGUAUGGGCUCUCUGGAGCUGAUGGUUAAAUCCAUGUUGGACCUGAGGCAGCUGGAGACCUUCGCUCAUAAGAAAAGCCCGAGUUGCCCCUCGCAUGACCGAGAGAGAGUGAGCACAAGCAGCCUCGAGGAGCCCCCGCAGCAGCAGCUGGAGGAGAGAUCCAGGAGACAUCGGGCCUGGCCACCCCCUGACUGGAUGUCCUCAAACACUUCCAAGGGCAUCGAGGGGACCGAUGGAGCGGUGCUGUAUCCAGAACAAAAUGAGGACGACACGAGUCCGCCGGGCAGUGAUUACAUGGUGAAGGAGCAGCACUGCAGGAUGCAAGGGCGAGGAAUCCGCAGUGAGAGCCAGGACAGCCGAAGCCCAGAUAGCGCCUGUUCCCUGGGCUACGCCAGCAGGGAGUCCAGCCCGGAUCACAUCCUGGAUGAUUCUCCAGAUGUGGAGUCUAUGAGUCCAGAGAGCUCUGAUGAGGAGAAUCAAGAGAAACAGGAGGAAGAGGAAGGAACAGCGGGAGUGACGAGCAUGGAGGAAGCUCUGAGGACAGUGAGCGACGGUGUUUACCACAGUCAGGAGGAUUUCCUCAGGCAGAACUUUGAGACGCUGGCAGAAAGCUGCAGCUCAGCUGAGCCGAGCAGAGUCCCGAGGCUCAGUAUGUCUUCACGCUUCCUGGCCAGAGGACAUAAUAACAGAGCGAGGCCUCUGUUUACCAAAACAAAUGAAAAAGAACAAGACGGCCUCUCUGCGAAGCCGCCGGUGUCCAAAGUACGACCCUUAAUGGAAGCUGGCGAGAGCAGAAACACUGAAGAUAAAAACCCAGCAUCCCCUGGAAGGACUGAGGGACAGAACAGGCCUCCAGAGAGAGACGGUCCUCCAACACUGAGACCCCUGAAGAAGAAGACUUCGGGUUCCCACCUCUGGAGGUUCUCCAACCCUCCCUCCAGAACGUCGCUGCUGCUGCUGGACAGAACGUCGGGUUUGCACAAGUCACACUCGGCCCACAACUUGUCCACAGAUGCUCCUCGCUCCCCGGUGCUCUCUGGUGACCGGAGGGACCUUCGCAGGAGACCUCAGAACCUUAUCCUGGAUCAAGCACCUUCCUUCCACUUUUCCUCUCCCAGCUCUCCACAGUCGCCCCAGUCGCCGCUGCCGUGGGAGAGCCCCAGACUGAAGCACCAGCACUCCUACAUGAACCCCACGGCCAGCUCCAUGGCCAAAAGCAGCCGCUCCUCCUCUCUGGGGGACGGCCUUCAAGUGGCAACUCCACCUUCCUCCCCGAGCCUCCCUAAAAGCCGGAGGUCGUCUGAUGAGCCUCCUCUGCUCACCUCGUCUCCUCUCUCUGCUUUCCCAUCUUCUGUCUCACCAGCAGCAUCCCUCCUAUCGUCAGCUAGUUCCUCCCCAACUCCUCCCCCUCAUCCCACAGCUAAAGUUUCACCUCUCGCCCAGAGUGUCCCGCCUUCUCGCAUCCCGAUGCCGAAGCAGCCGCUCAGCCCUCGACGAAGCCUCUGUCUGGAGGUGAAGCCGAGUUGGUCUGGAGGUGCCGCGAGGGCUUCGACUCCUACAGUAGAUCCUGGAUGUGAUGCUGCACCGGGAAUCAAACAAGCACGAGGCAGGAAUCUGUCUCUGAGUUUGGAUUUACCAAGUUUCCUGCCGGUAAUGCAGAAAAGAGACUCAGUUACUGAAAGUGUUGGUGCUCCAGGUCAGGCGGCUGCAGCUAAAGAGCGCCCUCUGGUGCCUGAGCAAUCCCAAACAUCCAGCCUCCAGCCUUCAGAUCACUCAGUCACCUUGGAAACUUGCAGAGAGGCCGUUAGCGCGCUUCACAGCAGCCUGAGGAAAACCGUCAAUCUCUAUACGACGGUUCUCCAGAGCAGCCAGCAGCUCAGUGAAGAUCAGCAGGAGAUGAAGAACAUCUUAUCUGAGGCUUUGUUCACCGUAAAGUCUGAGCUGGACUCGGUUCCUCGCUCAGCCUCACAGUGUGACGGUCCCACAGAACAGAACCAGGAGGUGAAAGGUGACGGAGAUAAAACUCUGGCUCUGCUGGAGCAGUACGCCGAGCUACUGCUCAGAUCUGUGGAGAGGAAACUGGAUACCAAGGCCUGAUCAGACGGACUCACGGAGCAGAAAACAACGUGUUCGGAGGAGCUGAGUAGCACUGAGAUUUACACACAGAGUUCUUUUGUAGCUUCGUUUCUAGACUGAAAGCAGAAAUCAUUAUAUUUGAGGAUUAUUAUGCACUGAAAAAAGAAUAGAAGUUGCCUUAUUUUCAAGUUGCCAUAGCUCGUCUUUGUCUGUGCUCCACUUUUUCAAAUCAGAUUUCAUGAGUGGAAUGAAUCGCAAAAUGUCACGAGAUGAUGAAUUCACAUGAAGAGCAGAGGUAGUGAAAAGAUGCAGCUGCAUAAAGACAGUAUUCAUGAUGUUGGUUCCAUUUUGGUUUAACAUUGUAAAGACAGAACAGUGUUCUGACAGAGAAAUGUGGACCUAAAAAUGUUAUUUUUUAAUCUGAUAUUUACUAUUUAUGCUCUUGACGAUAUAAAUGUGUUCAGACUUGUUGAAUAUGGGCACUAGAUUAGCAUAACAAUAUAUUCUGUGCUGAGCUUUGAUAUUCUACUUGGAUAUUCUUGCAGAUUUAUGCAGAACAGUCGCUUACAAAGUGUCCCAAAUUUAAAAGCUUGAUCUGUAUCCCUGAAAUCUGUGGCCUAAAGAUAUGGAAACAUUUUAGUGUCACACCAGAUAAACAGAAAUGAGUCAGAAAAUUAUAUUAUUUUAACACAUUUUUCAAGCUAUAAUAAGAUAUAAUUCAUGUUUUAAUUAACAUUCAGAUAUAUGUUAUCAUAACAAACAGAAAAUAACCUUAUUGCUCUGUUGUUUCAACCAUAUCUAAAUUCUAAACUGGUCAAAAAUUGAAUAACUUUGUUAUAAAAGAAUGAAAUCUUGUAAUAUGUU